Molecule: messenger RNA, 12442 nt
Organism: Xyrichtys novacula (pearly razorfish)
Lineage: Eukaryota; Metazoa; Chordata; Actinopteri; Labriformes; Labridae
Source: the annotation of a GenBank genome assembly
UUUAUGAUGAGGCGCUCUGACUGAGGAUAAUCGCAGGUGGUUAAAGGGUGACAAUCUGCCGACAAGAGGCGACAGGAGCAGGUGUCGAUCCGUGUCUGACCGAGCUUUCAUCUGAAGCAAAUUUAUGGUACAACCGCCUCGCCUGGAUCUUGGUUUUCGCAUUUAUCCCCUCCUCCCCUCCUCCCUCCAUAAUAAUUCAUGAUGCGGUCGUUGGUUCGGUUCGUCUCCAGUUGCGCUCUCCUCAUCCUCCUCUGCACGCUCAGGCUGAUUGACGGGGAUAAAGGACAGCGGCAGUGUAGCGAGGUGAGAGAUGCCACAAUCGACCUGAAAUGGUUCAAUCCAAAUGUCUCCUCACUGCUUAGUUUAUAUGAGCACUGAUAAGGACUGUAUGACUGUGAUUUGGCUGCAAUGAAUUCACUGAUAAAGAGAUAAUCUGAUCAAAUAUGUUGAGUAUUGAUGACAUAUUUCUGAGCCGAUACGUUGUUGAAUAUAAAUAUCAUACCCUCACAAUAAGUGGCAGCAGUUUGUUUUCUCUGAAAGGAAAAAAAAUGUAAACAACAUGGAGGAGCAUGAAUCACUAAUGAGGUCUGGUGUGUGUUAAACUUCACCAGUCAGUGUUGUCCAGGCUGUUAUCAGUUUCCUGCAUGGACUAGCUUUUCCUUCCCUCUGUUCAGACUCUACUCAACACCUCCUUGGCUGACAGCAGAGUCACAAGCUGACUGUCCUGAAGUAGUGGAGCUACAUUCCUAAAUUAUUGGCACAAUCUUUGUAUUCAUACUGGCAAAGAAAUUUGAGUAGCUUCCAGGUUAAGGCGUGUCUUAUGCUAAAUUAAUUUGCUGCAAGAGGAUAACAAAAGCAACCACAGAGGUAAUUGGGUGCUGCUGUGUUACACCAGUAACUCCAGUAGUCAUCCUUUGUCUUUUUACUGUUUGAUUAACAAAUAAAAGUCAGGCAGGCUGUGAUCUGUAUCUCAGAAAACAACUGGUUGCUGCACAUCUAAGUAAGAGGUUGUCAAAGCUUUCCAUACUUUUAACCAUUUGAAUACAAUAUUUCUCCCCUCCAUAAUUUAUGUGUUUGUGUACUUGCACCAUGAAAAGGUUGGAGGAGAACAGAUCAACAGAUUAGGAUAAUAAUUGUGCUAGUUAACUGGGUGUAAAAUCACACAAAAUGCACCCCAGAUUAGAAAGUCUAUGGCUUUAUCAUUGUGUGAAUGUAACAGUCACAACAGAUAAUGAAGUGCAGCAGAGUUCAGUAGAAAACCAUAAAUUCAUCAUGUCUUGCAUCACUGCUGCUGUGAGGUUAAAGCAAUGAGUCUAAUUUUGUUCUCAUCUCAGCCUCCUCUCUCUUGCCAUGUAUAAUCCGUGUAAUUCUGCAUUGUCACAAACCCAUAGACAGCCGUGAAAUCGUUCCACGCACAAUAGCCGGCAUGCACUGCGGUGUUAAAAUCUGGUUUGGCUCGAAGAGCAAUAUUAUAUAAAUUGUCAGAAAUGAGGCCGCCUCUUCUCUAAACCGAAAGAAUGGGAAGAAGCUCAGAGGAAGUGGAAACAUUAAAAAAAAAAUGAUUUCACUUCAGGAUUACAGAUUAAAAUACUCUCAGACGACAACAUUGUAUAAAAUGGUCAAAUGGUCCUUCUGAAAGUGUAGAAAACUAAAGCUGCUGGUAAAAAGCCUCUGCUUGUUACCAGCAGCCCACUGCUUCUAUCACCCUCUGUUCCCAUCGCCGUGGAGAUGGUAUGUUGUGUAUCCGGGGAACCAGAGUGGCUGUGGCCCGAGAGAUAACAAGCGGUCAUGCUUGGAGCAGCUGGAAAUGGAAGUUAAUUUCAGCCUUGGUGGCAGCAUUCAUUUACUGCUCUGAUUAGUAAAACACGCUCACCAAGAAUGUCAUGAUGCACACCCAGGCCUCUCAUAUCUGAGGUUUACUCACCUUUCUUUAUUUGUGUGCGUGUCAUGUAUUAUUUGCAGACGGACUACUACUAUCAGUACACAGAAUGUGAUAGCACGGGAUCUCGUUGGAGAGUGGCCAUCCCACAAACCCCUGGGGCCUGCACUGGACUGCCAGAGCCAGUACGAGGCACUGAAUGCAGUAAGUCUGUAUGUGUAAGAGAGUGAUUGUUGAUGUGUGUAUCUCACUUUCUUAUCAGUGGCUUGGAAUUUCAAGCCCAGCAGACUGACUGAUCCUGUUUGGGUACACUUGGAUACACAAUCACAAAAUGAGCCUCUGCUGCAUAGCUAGAUCAUUAAGAGCCAUGUUGGACUAAUAGUGAAGUCAAGCAGAGGGAUUUUAAAUACUCACCUCUGUCACCAUGAAGAAGCUUGCUCAGUGAGCUUUGGGAUUUUACACUCACAAGAUAAAAAGAUUGAACAUCUGUUUAUGCUGCUGUUAAGGAGACAAAGUUAGUCAGAGGCCCAAAUAAUCACAGGUUACUAUGGAAACCACUCUGCUAAUGUACAGCUGGUAAAGGACAAGAGCAAUAGAACCAAGAGGAUGGGCUUUUAACGUGUAGAAGUGCACUUAUGUUUAAAAAGGUGGACAGACUAGUUGUCCAUUGUCAGAGGUCCCCACAAAGGGUUCAUCAUACGCUGUUGCAACACCCCUUCACUUAUGGCCAGAGUCAAGCAUGGUGUCAAGAGGGAAAUUUGAACAAAUAUGAAAGAUAUGCAUCCUUAUAAAACCUCGCUACCUUCGGGAUUAUCAGGGGUGAAAUCUUUGUAAAAGGUUGUGAAAUUGAUUCUGCCACCUGAAAGUAUGUAUGCAUGAUAAUGGCCAGCUUGUGCUUUCUGACAAAGAUAUUUUUUAAAGUAUCUCAUUAUAGCAAAUGAGUUUCCUAGACUUUGAAAACAAAUUCCUCCACUUUCCUAUUGUCGUGUUACACAAUAUAUGAUACUGCUAGAUAGACACCUUUUGUUCUUUUGACAGUUUUUGUUUCCUUCUUCCUGUUCAGAUUUUUGUAGCUGAAAGGACACCAGACUUUUGUUUCCCCACAGCAAGUGAAUUCCUUGUCGAGGAUAAGAUCACAACUUAUUUUUGCAUCAUACUACAGUGAAAAACCUGUUUUAAUCAACUUAACUGUAAGCAACUAAUAUGGCUCUAAAAGGAGAUUGUCACCACAGCAAAUCACAUCAGAUCACAUCUGGGGGCACUGUCUGUUGUGCCACCUUUCCUCUGAAUUCACUUUAAAAACUGGGUUCUUGUGUACCCUCCUCAUUUGGUGCAGAGAGACGUAAUGGUUCAAUAGAGUAAGUGCUGAUGGAUACAUAGUGGAGCAGGAUGUAUGGGUUAAGUUUAACAAAUAUUUGAGUGCAUACAAAUUUUUUGUUCAUCCUUCCUCUUCAUAUUUCCCCUCGAUAUCCUCCAGCCUUCUCAUGUGAAGCUGGGGAGUUCCUCGAGAUGUCUGCCCAGGAGUGUACCCAAUGUGCGGCAGGAAGCUACUCCCUUGGCAGCGGCAUACGCUUUGACCAGUGGGAUUCCAUGCCAGCUGGAUUCAGUAGCCUGGCAACCUCCCUUGAAAACAAUCCUAGUGGGGUUGACACCGUCACCUGUAACAGGUUUGUAAAUGACACAUGGAAAUAACUGAAACCUGGAAAUUAAUAAAAGAUUAAUCAUGGUUUUUUUUCUUCUUCUGUGAAGUUCCUCCUGGGUGCCUCAAGGAAACUACCUGGAGUCCAACAGGGAUGAGUGCACGGUCUCUCUUAUUUAUGCAGUCCACCUGAAGAAACAGGGCUCUGUCACCUUUGAGUACCAGUACGCAGACAACAACCUGCUGUUUGAGUUUUUUGUGAGUUUCAUCCAUCCAUUCAGGCACUUUAAUCCCUUUACUAUCAAGCAAUGAUAUCGACCACUACGACUUUCUUAAUACCAGUGCAGUCACUUAAUGGUUCUCCCAAAAAGUGCAUUUGGAAAUGGUGAAAAAUCAGCUCUUACGCUACAAGAUGGCAUUCAUAACCUGCGAUGACUGUUGACUCUAUUCUCUCUCUUUUUCUCAAGAAUCUUAAGAGUUAUUCAAUCUGCAGUUUGUUUUUUGAAAGAGCCAGGAUUUGAUGCUGAAUGUCAAAUGUGUUGUGGGUUUAGAUCCAGAAUGACCAGUGCCAGGAGAUGGAUCAGUCCUCUGAUGCCAAGUGGCUCAAACUCACCAAUCAUGGUGAAUGGGCAACACAUACAGUAAGUAUCCUAUGCAAACAAUAGCUAUGCAGAGAGAGAGAGACAGAGCUUUUGGGAGUUUUUUUGGGGUAUAUUAAUGAGUUGACCUCAGGCAGUGAGGAAGGGGUGGAUACAACCAGGAAGCCUGUAAAUACACAGACAAUACGUUCACACCACAAAUGAUUGUCUCCAGUAUUUUUCCAGUCACACAGUAAAAUGAGUCACUGGUUUUUAUUUUUUAAUUUUUGAACAACAGUAGGUUGUUAAAUCUUUAUUACUUUGAAUCUCGUGGAGAUUGUUAAGACACUUUUUGGAGCGUAAGAUAGUUUUUCCCCUUUCUUAUUGCCAAAUUAAGCAGAACAUGUGUAUUUGUGGGAAGAAUGUGGUGCUAUGUAAUUGGGAAUAAACACUGAUCUCACAUGUGCUGUAGGUGAACCUGAAAUCUGGCACCAACAUCCUGUACUGGAGGACAGGUGGAGUCCUGAUGGGGGCCAAGGUGGUGAAGCCUGUUUUACUGAGAAAGGUUCAAAUAGAAGGUAAGAAACAAACAUCUCUAAUGUCCUCCUUCUAGAUGGGAUCAUGUGAUUGAUCAAAAAUGAACCGGAAUAUUUCCUCAUGCUUUGUCUGCCACUUUAUCCACUAGGAGUUGCAUACACGUCAGAGUGUUUUCCAUGCACACCGGGGACCUUCAGCCACAUCCCAGGUUCCUCCAAGUGUGAUCUCUGCCCUCGCAACACCUAUUCAGGUCAUGGUGCCAGCUCCUGCACACCCUGCAACACUACCGCUCUGUAUGCACGUAAGAAGGCCUCUUUGAUGCUCUCCAAAUUAUCUCUACAUGUACAGCAGUCACAGUGUACUAGAGCUGGGCCAGCUUUGCAAAUCGAUAGAAGCUACAACUUUUAAUCUAUCAAUCAAUUCAACUUCAUUUUUAAAGCACUUUUCAUACACCAAAUGAAGCACAAAGCGUUGUUCAUUCAAGCAGGAUAUUAAAAACAAUAAAAUAAAAUAAAGUAAAAUAAAUACAAAUACAGAACCCCACCCACCCUCUCAACCCCCAUUCAACACAUACAGCACUUACAUGUUCACACACACAGAUGCACACAUAAAAGACCAGAUGAGGACUCUGAAGGAAACGCUGGACCUAGGACUAAAGCGAUAAAACCAUGAUAAGAUAUAAUAAAGCUCAUAAAGCGUUAAAAGUUAAUUAAAUAACAGUCUUAAAUUUAAACAAUGAAAGAAAGUGAAUAAAAAAGAGGUAAUAAAACACAAACUAGUCACUUUAGGACUUAAAUAGGAUAAAAAUCACAUAAUGCAGAUUAAGAGUUUAAAACAAAAUUCAAUCUAAAAAAAUCUUGAUUGCUGUUUUCCUGCCCAUCUAUGGCAUUUUAAUCCUGUCAAAUAGAAUGAAAGCUUGAUAAAACAACAGUGAAUUCUUCUUACUUGGCUUGAUACCUGCAGUUUUAAAUCAUUAUGAUACAAACCAGUGGAAAUGUUCUUUGGAGGUGAUUGUGAGAGAGCUAGUGAUUUGUACGCUUGAUUGCUGUGUUUAGAUCUAGUCCAAUGUCAGAACUGUCUGCUGGAGGGCUCAGUACUUUUUCUAUUCUAUUACUAACUACUUAAAAAUCUUGUAACACACACUUAACAGUUGUCACAGACUGAAGUUGUUAUUUUGUCUCAUCCUCAUUUUCCAAAGCGGAGGGAUCACCUGUGUGUAGGGCAAGACCUCCAUGUUCAAAGAAGGACUAUUUCCAGAUCCACACAGCAUGUGACCAAGAUGGCAAGGUCAGUCAAAAAACAAGGAGUCCUAGAUGAAGUAAACUGAGAAAUCCGGUUCUGUAAUCACAGCUUCUGACUACUCUCAAUCCGUGCGUGUGUUUGUGUUACUUCAGACGCAGAUCAUGUACAAAUGGAUUGAACCUAAGAUCUGCCAGGAGGGAGUGGCCGGAGCUGAGUCACUGCCUCCAGGUGGAGAACGAGAGCCCUGCCCCCCUUGUAACCCCGGGUUUUACAACAAUGAUACAGCCACCUGCUCACCAUGCCCACCCGGGACCUAUUCUGAUGGGAUGAAACGUACUGACAUUCAUGUUUCCUCUGAAGUGCCAGUUGUCUUUCACUUUUGUAGUUUCCUGUGUGUUUGUCUAACCGUUAUUUUUACUACACCUUGCAGCGUGUACGCGGUGUCCCGCAGGCACGGAGCCCAUCCUGGGUUAUGAGUAUAAAUGGUGGAAUAUCCUUCCUGCAAACAUGAAGACCUCCUGUUUUAAUGUGGGCAACUCCAAAUGUGACAGUAUGAACGGUGGGUUCUGUCGUUUUUCUCUCUCUGUUGUCCCUCUGAUGUUCUUGAAGUAAUGUGUCGGCAUUGUGGGGAAAAAAAACCUUAUUCCCUUUAUUUCUAAAUAUAAGAUUAAAGGUUGAUACUGCUCCCAGUACUCACAAUCAGCCCUGUAGAGAUGACUCUGAAGCCAGUGAUAGUUGGUUUAGCUUAGCACAAAGGCAUUAUUCAAAAAUAUGCUAGCUGGCAUAAAACUGUUUACUGGGAGUACUGAGAGUGGUAUUUAUCUUUGAAACUUUUCUCACGAGCAAGCAGGGAUAAAAGCAGUAUAUGAUGGCAAGCCAGUGUGACUUCACGAAAAAGCUGCCUUUGCAAUUUCAAAGGUCACUCUACAACAAGUCAUACCUCAAGCUGUUUCUUUGCUGGACACUUUGCUGAUAAGUUCUUGGUUGCUUGGCCAACCUCAUGGUGCAACAAUGCUUCAGAUUUUGAAAACAUCUUUCUUCUUUUUGUCUUUGUGCUAAGAUAAACUUACUGGCUGCUAAUUUAAGUUUUGUUCAACUCUAAGCAAGAACACAAGUUUUAGUCCAGAUGAGUCAGGCCAUUCCUUAAAGCUCCUAUGAGGAGUUUUUAACCCUGAUGAAAUGACUAAAAUUAAUAUUGAUACCUUUUUCCUGGUUUUCAAAAGCAGACAAGACCAAUAGCCAGAAGGUUUAGUAAUUUUCUAUCGUAAUUGUUCUCUGCCUGGAGCUGGUGCGAGGGAGUAGGUGUCACCCAAGCAGCUGAAGUUUUUAUAUUUGACAUUUUUCACAUUUAACAUCCACAUUAAAUAAUAAAUUGUACAUUGAAAAGUCCGAGUGAUGAGAUUUUUUUUGUCAGAAAAUGCUAUUUCAGCAUAUUUAGGGCAAGAUAAGCAAAGAGUGCUUUGUCUACAGGGGGCGCCAAAGUUGACAUUAACUAAAAGUUCCUCACAGGAGGUUUAAAAAAUGUGGAGUAAGUGGAUUUAGUCAUUGUUAACUGAAUGUCUGUGUUUCUAAAUAUGUGGAUUUCUGUCCUGUCCUUAAGGCUGGGAGGUGGCAGGUGAUCAUAUCCAAAGUGGAGCAGGAAGCUCAGACAAUGAUUACCUCAUCCUCAACAUCCAUGUUCCUGGAUUCAAGUAAAAAUUCAUGUUUUUGAUACUUGUACCUUCAAAUUUAGUCUGUGUUUCUGUUUUAUAAAAACUAACUCUGUCCUCAGGCUCCCCAUGUCUGUGUCCAGCCAGUCCGGGACAGAAUUCGGUCGCAUCACUUUUGAGUUUGAAACUGUUUGCAAAGCAGACUGCGAGCUCUACUUUAUGAUGGUGAGAGCAGCUCUGACUAAUGUAUUCAGCUCAGUACAGUAUUCAUGUUAGAGGUGAAUGAAAUGACCGUGUGUGGUUUUUAGGACGUAAACAGGAAGAGCACGACAGUGGUCGAGUCCUGGGAGAGAACAAAUACAAGACAGACGUUCACACACGUCAUGACGAAGAACGCAUCGGUUUCUUACACAUGGGCUUUCCAGAGAACUAACCAACCUUCAGAGGUAAGAGCUGUUUAACUUUAUGUCACAUUUUUUAACAGCUGGGCAGAAUAUUUCAGUUUAUCACCAGAUUUAUAGGUCUUAUUUCAAUUUGUAUCAAUAUUUGCUAUAACUAACAUUUCUGUUGGGCUUGUAAAUCUGCUCCACACUCAGUACACCGAUCACUCCCUCCCGUUGUGUAUUGAAGGCAGUGUCUGAGGCGCCGUUAGAGUUAAAACCAAACCACAAAUCAAACAGACCACCUCAUCAGUGUGCUCACUUCACACUGGAGUUAACAUUGUUAACAGAUCCCCCUGUCCAAAUGCCUUCUACUUUAUUGGCAGAAGAGGCGGUGAAACCAGAAUCAGUCACUUGAUAAACCUGACUGCAGGAAUUCUGCAGUUUUAAAGGAGGGCAGUCCUGCAUCUUGUACACUUAUACUGAAUGUAUCAUCAAGUCAUAUGUAAGAGUAGUGUUUAAGCCUUAGUAAGAAGCUGAUAUACUUUUACAUAAGCGUCUGUAAACGCACAGCAGCUCAACAUUUCUGCAGCUCACACUCAACCCUUUUUGUCUUUCUGCUCAUCAGGUCCGCAGAAAUCUCAAUGAUGUGGCGCGGAUCUACUCCAUCACUGUGACUAAUGCUGUCGACGGAGUGUCUUCUGGCUGCCGGGCCUGUGCCCUCAGCACCCAACCCUCCAGCUCGGCGUGUGUGCCGUGCCCACCUGGGCAUUACAUAGACACAAGCACCAGCAAGUGCACUGAGUGUCCACGUAACACGCACCUCAUAUCUCACGCUACACCAGGUCCGGAUGCAUGCAAGCCUUGUGGACCAGCCAGCAAGAGUGAUAAGGUUUGCUGAACUCUAGCUUUUAUGGUUUUUAUGAAGCUUUUGAUGACUUUAUUAAUACACCAGUUUUUUGCUGUUUUUUUUACAGGACCACAGGUUAUGUUACAGCGACUGUCACUUCACACACACAGAAGGAAAUGUCACUCUGACCUAUGACUUUAGCGGUCUUGGAUCUGUUGGAUCUCUGAUGAACGGUCCCAGCUUCACCUCCAAAGGAACCAAAUACUUCCACCACUUUAACAUCAGCCUGUGCGGGGGACCGGUGAGAAGAGCUGAACGCGAACUCAAACAUAUUCAAGAAAUGCUACCCUUUUUUGAACCUUGUGUGUUUGAAUGCAAUGCCCUCUUCCUUAUAUUAGGGUCAGCUUGCUGUAUGCACGGACAACGUAACUGACCUUUCUGUUGGUGACUCCCAAAGAGAGAAAGGCGAAGGAUCGAACGCUGUCAAGACCUUCAUCUGUCAAUCAACAAUAAUCCCCGCUAACGGACGAGGCUUCCACACAGCCCUCGCCUCGCAAUCAAUCAACCUGGCUGACAUGUUUCUUGGUUAGUCAUGUGUUCAGCAGUAGAGGCUGGAUUCAGUGGACUUUUAACCGCUUUCAUUGUCUGAGAAGAUGAAAUGUCAAGUUGAAUUAAUCAGGGGGAAAAGUUUCAAUACUUAAAUCGUAAACUGCGUCUACGUUUUUUGAUUAUUUCUUAUGAACAGGAGCAACGGUUGACAAUAUACUUGAUGGAAUAAGAGCAAGACCUGAGCUGUACCCCCAAACCUCCAAGAAGGUUCCUGAUGUCAACUUCUACUACAGGUACUUCCAUUACACAUGCUACUCGCUUUUUCUCUGAUAAGCUUUACCACAUCCGUCUUUUUUUAACCUUUAUUUUUUUGGUUUUGUUUUGUUUUUGCUCAGGUCCUUGGAAGCAACCUCAUCUUGUGAAUCAGGCCGGAGUGCGGUGGUGACUCUGCGCUGUAACCCAGAGAGGAACACUAAAGAAGAUCUCUCUGUUCCCAGGUACGACAUUCUUGUUAGUGCUCGUUGUUAAAGUUACAACCCCUGGCUGGGUCUUGAGUGUGAUGUGCUAAAGACAGCUUUUACUUUGCUGUUACAGUCAGUGCCCUGCGGGAACCUGUGACGGCUGCACCUUUCAUUUCUUAUGGGAAAGCUCUGGAGCAUGUCCCACUUGCACAGAAAGAGACUACCAUCAGAUAGAGGGAGCGUGCAAGGGAGGACAGCAGGUGAACACAGAUUUUUGUGGCUCUUGAGUAAAGCUUACUGGGUUUGGAGUGAAAUACUGUGGUGAGUUGCAGCUGGGAUAUUGUGUUGAUUUCUAAUAUUACAUAUCAUCUGUAUUUUAAGGACCUGCUGUAUGUGUGGACGGAGCCUAAGCUGUGCAUUGGAGGUGUAACACUGCCUGAAAAGAAGACGUUGCCGUGUGAAGGGAUGGAGUUCUGGGUUCGGCUUGGUGCAGGGCUUGGAGCCUUCACCGCGGUACUGCUUGUCUCCCUCACCUGCUACUUUUGGAAAAAGAACAAAAGGUGAAAUUUUUUCGACUCUUUUUUUUCUUCUUUCCUUUUAAGUUUUUGAUUUUGUUUUCUUAUUAUUGUGACAAUUUAUUCAUGUCAGACCAGGUUUUGUAAACUUCCAGUUUACUUUCAACAGUACACGUAAUUUUUUUUAAACCUUUCCCAGAACAAAAUAAAUUUGAUGCUCUUUCACAAAAUCGUAACACAUCAAAUAUCAUUGAUAUAAAGUAUAAAGAGUUUUGGACCCAUCACUGAUCCCUGGGGUACUCCACGGGGCAACCUUCCUAAACUCCUGACACAGCAUUAUUUAUUUCCACCCAAAUAAAAACAACUGAAUCGUAAUCGUAACUGAAUCUUCUGCAGUUUUUUUUUUUUUUUUAUGAAUGCCUGUGAUUUAUAGUAACGUAACCUUUCUGCAGGUUAAUACACAAACCAGUGAAGCACUCCUUAUUUUGGUUUACAUUUGCUAUUUUCGCCACCGUUUGCAUUACUGUUGCAAAUGGUGGUCCUGUUUCCCUAAAUCCAUGAUGCUUUUCACUCUAAUUUAUUUUGUCUAAGUGUUAAAAAAGUAGCUUUUCUAAAUUUUUGAAAAUUUAAGGAUUCUGGUCUGUAAUUUUCCAACUUUUAUGUUUGUCCUUGUGUUUAAUGUUAACUCUGUACCAUAAGGGAAAGUUCACUUUUAAAAGGAGGGUUUACAUGUAUAGGCCAUUGGUCUUACAAUUGACCCAAGGACCUCUUGGUUUGUCAUUAGAGUUUAUGGUGGUUGAUCUUUUGUUUUUCAGUUUUCUUACAAUUUCAGUUAUACUGGUUUUAUCUGUAUCGUUUCUUCAGUGUGACUUCUCCGUGCUGUUGUUUCUUUAUUUUUCUUUUCUUCCAAUUCAACUUGCCUUUCUUUUACUACUCCCUGGUUUCCAGAGAAGUACCUUCCUGUCGAUUUUUUUCAUCUGCACUCCUUCUUUGUCUUUUCAUGCCCACCUAACUAUUUCCCUUUAUUUCUCCUUCCUGUCCCUGAUCACCAGUUGUCUUUGAUUCUUCAUGAACUCCUGCCCUCGAAACUCUCUCUUGGGGGAUGUUUUCUGCUAAUCGUUUUUAUCGUUUAUUUGUGCAGAAACCAUUAUUCAUUUAAUAAGGAUUCUACUGCUGCUCUCUUCGCUAGGUUGGAGUACAAAUACUCUCGCUUGGUGAUGUCUGCCAAUAAGGAGUGUGAGAUGCCAGGGGCUGACAGCUGUGCUGUGAUGGAGGGGGAGAACGAGGGAGACAUGGAGGAUGAAGUCGUAUACACAAAACCGUCUUUGCUCGGAAAACUCAAAGCCAUAGCAUCUAAGGUGAGAGUUGCAGCUUAGGUGCUUGUGAAUCUCUCAGUGUAGCAAAAGUUUUUGAUUGUAAUAAAAGUGUUUGUCUUUCAUUUUUAGAAAAACGGUGAGAACUUUGAACAUGUGCAGCUUAACUCAUCACAUUCAAAAGCAUUGGUUUGGAGCUAGAAAGGCAGGAAGAAGAUGAGAGGGGAGAGAUGAAACCUUCAACCAAACAACCCAUUUAGCUGACCACCACCACCACCUCCAAGAUCUUUGGUUCCUGGAUUUGUGUGUACAUACACACAAACAUCGAGCACCUUGAGCCAGGUUCAGAGGAGUCACACCAACAUGGUGGCCUUAAAGCUCGGUACGACAGAUUCAUCCCACCUGAAGCAGAGUACUGUGCUUCUGGUGUGUAUGAAGGACACUUCCUGGAAAUACUCUAAUAAAAACUAAUGUCGGAAAGGCUGUUAGAAAAGCUCAGGGUAAGACAAGGACCUAUUUGAUUGAUGUUUUGUUUGUUUCUGUUACUUCACUCUACGUAGUGUCUGAAAUGUCUUUGAAAAAGCUGUGGUGUCAUCACCAGACUGAAUAUACGUCUAUUUUCCAAAGAUGUUUACACAGAAUGCUCUGCUCUAGCCAUAUGAAACCGCUAUCUUCUCUUCUGUCCGUUCUGCUGCUGAUAAAUUCAAAAUGAGGAUGUCAUGGGAAAUGACAGAAGAUUGUGACUGUCUGUGUACGUCAAAUAAAAUAUGGUGUAUUUAUGUAAAAUUGGUCCAAGUUUGGUCGAUUAACUUGAUAACUGACAGCUUUCAGAACCAGCAUAGAACUAGAG